CUGGCGGGUGAGUGACUCACACACCUGUGCCCACUGCAUGCGCAGCAAGGGAGCCAGUGAACGUGGCCCCUGAGCUCCUGCCCACCGGCUGAAACAGACGAGACCCCUCCCUGCCGCUGGAGCCUGCCCCCAUCACCUGCACUCCCUUCUCCUGUGGCUGGAAUUGGACUGCACAGAAUCCGGGUCAGGCUUUUGGUUUUUAAACAUCGCUGUCCCUUGCUGAAUUGGAGGAGAACGCGUUGGAGGUCACUGGGCGAGCGGCUGGGACGGUGCGGGUCUGAGCUGCACCUUGUCGAUGGCUUCCUCCCGUCCUCCACAGGCUGCCAUAGGAGAUCGGCUGCUUCCUGGAGGCCCAAGCCCCUCCCCCGAGGCGGAGGACGACCCCGGAGAGACCUUUGAGUUUGACGACAGUGACGAUGAUGAGGACACCAGUGCUGGCCUGGGCGUCCCAGGCGCUCCUCCAGAGGAGGCAGACACCCCACUGAUCCACUUGGACUCCGCCCCGGCCACUGACCCAGAUCCAGCGGCCGCACCGCCGCAGACACAGGGGCCAGCGGUGGUGAGCAAUGGGGAGGCAGUGGACGCAGCUUUCCCCGGGGUCCGGCGCUCCAGCUGGAAGCGGAAGAGCUCCCGUCGCAUCGACCGGUUUACUUUCCCCGCCCUGGAAGAAGAUGUGAUUUACGACGACGUUCCCUGCGAGAACCUGGACGCCCAUCAACCCGGGGCGGAGAAGAACCUGCUCUAUGAGGAUGUGCACCGGGAUGGGGCGCCCCGGGAGGCCGAGGACCUAGGCUGGAGCUCCAGCGAGUUUGAGAGCUACAGCGAGGACUCGGGGGACGAGGCCAAGCCGGAGGCGGAGCCCACCAAGCACCGAGUGUCCUUCCAGCCCAAGCUUUCUCCAGACCUGACUAGGCUAAAGGAGAGAUACGCCAGGACUAAGAGAGACAUCUUGGCGUUAAGAGUUGGGGGGAGAGACAUGCAGGAGCUGAAGCACAAGUACGAUUGUAAGAUGACCCAGCUCAUGAAGGCUGCCAAGAGCGGGACCAAGGACGGGCUGGAGAAGACGAGGAUUGCUGUCAUGCGCAAAGUGUCCUUUCUGCACAGGAAGGAUGUCCUCGGUGAUUCGGAGGAGGAAGACAUGGGGCUCCUGGAGGUCAGCGUUACAGACAUCAAGCCCCCAGCCCCGGAGCUGGGCCCCAUGCCAGACGGCCUGAGCCCUCAGCAGGUGGUCCGGAGACACAUCCUGGGCUCCAUUGUGCAGAGUGAAGGCAGCUACGUGGAGUCUCUGAAGCGGGUACUCCAGGAUUACCGCAACCCUCUGAUGGAGAUGGAGCCAAAGGCGCUGAGCGCCCGCAAGUGCCAGGCCGUGUUCUUCCGCGUGAAGGAGAUCCUGCACUGCCACUCCAUGUUCCAGAUCGCCCUGUCCUCCCGCGUGGCCGAGUGGGACUCCACCGAGAAGAUCGGGGACCUCUUCGUGGCUUCAUUCUCCAAGUCCAUGGUGCUAGACGUGUACAGUGACUAUGUGAACAACUUCACCAACGCCAUGUCCAUCAUCAAGAAGGCCUGUCUCACCAAGCCCGCCUUCCUCGAGUUCCUCAAGCGGCGGCAGGUGUGCAGCCCCGACCGCGUCACACUGUACGGACUGAUGGUGAAGCCCAUCCAGAGGUUCCCGCAGUUCAUCCUCCUGCUGCAGGACAUGCUGAAGAACACCCCCAGGGGCCACCCGGACAGGCUCUCGCUGCAGCUGGCCCUCACGGAGCUGGAGACGCUCGCCGAGAAGCUCAACGAGCAGAAGCGGCUGGCCGACCAGGUGGCCGAGAUCCAGCAGCUGACCAAGAGCGUCAGCGACCGCAGCAGCCUCAGCAAGCUCCUAACCUCAGGCCAGCGGCAGCUGCUUCUGUGUGAAACGCUGACGGAGACCGUGUAUGGUGACCGCGGGCAGCUGAUCAAGUCCAAGGAGCGCAGGGUCUUCCUGCUCAACGACAUGCUGGUCUGUGCCAACAUCAACUUCAAGCCUGCCCACCACAGGGGCCAGCUGGAGAUCAGCAGCCUGGUGCCCCUGGGGCCCAAGUACGUGGUGAAGUGGAACACGGCGCUGCCCCAGGUGCAGGUGGUGGAGGUGGGCCAGGAGGGCGGCUCCUGUGAUAAGGACAACGUGCUCAUCCAGCAUGCCGGGGCCAAGAAGUGGCCACCACUCUCCUGGGCCUGUGAAGGCUCCUCGCCUCUCAUGGGCGCAGUUGAUUCUCAGUCUUCUGGUCUCCUGGUCUUUCUCUGCCCAGAUAAGGUGUACCUCGGCCCCCCGCGCCUCUUCCAGGAGCUGCAGGACCUGCAGAAGGACCUGGCUGUGGUGGAGCAGAUCACCCUCCUGAUCAGCACGCUGCACGGCACCUACCAGAACCUGAACAUGACUGUGGCUCAAGACUGGUGCCUGGCCCUGCAGAGGCUCAUGCGGGUGAAGGAGGAGGAGAUCCACUCAGCCAACAAGUGCCGCCUUAGGCUACUGCUUCCAGGGAAACCGGACAAGUCCGGCCGCCCCAUCAGCUUCAUGGUGGUCUUCAUCACACCCAACCCCUUGAGCAAGAUCUCCUGGGUCAACAGGUUGCACUUGGCCAAGAUUGGACUCCGAGAGGAGAACCAGCCUGGCUGGCUGUGUCCAGACGAGGACAAGAAGAGCAAAGCCCCGUUCUGGUGCCCGAUCCUGGCCUGCUGCAUCCCCGCCUUCUCCUCCCGGGGCCUUAGCCUGCAGCUUGGGGCCCUGGUCCACAGCCCUGUCAGCUGUCCCCUGCUGGGCUUCUCGGCUGUCAGCACCUCCCUUCCACAGGGCUACCUCUGGGUCGGGGGCGGGCAGGAGGGCGCAGGGGGCCAGGUCGAGAUCUUCUCCCUGAACCGGCCCUCGCCCCGCACGGUCAAGUCCUUCCCACUGGCGGCCCCUGUGCUCUGCAUGGAGUACAUCCCAGAGCCGGAGGAGGGGGAGAGUGGAGACCAAGAAGAAAGCCGCACGGCUGCGGACGCCUCAGCUGGAGUGCAUCCCGCCAUCUGCCUCGGGCUCCAGGAUGGCAGCAUCCUGGUUUACAGCAGCGUGGACACAGGCACCCAGUGCCUGGCGACCUGCAGGAGCCCAGGCCUGCAGCCCGUGCUCUGCCUGCGACACAGCCCCUUCCACCUGCUUGCUGGCCUGCAGGACGGGACCCUUGCUGCCUACCCUCGGACCAGUGGAGGUGUCCCCUGGGACCUGGAGAGCCCGCCCGUGUGCCUGACUGUGGGGCCUGGGCCUGUCCGUACCCUGCUGAGCCUGGAGGACGCCGUGUGGGCCAGCUGUGGGCCCCGGGUCACCGUCCUGGAUGCCACCAGCUUGCAGACUCAGCAAAGCUUCGAGGCGCACCAGGACGAGGCCGUGAGCGUGACACACAUGGUGAAGGCGGGCAGCGGCGUCUGGAUGGCCUUCUCCUCCGGCUCCUCCAUCCGCCUCUUCCACACGGAGACGCUGGAGCACCUGCAGGAGAUCAACAUCGCCACCAGGACCACCUUCCUGCUGCCCGGCCAGAAGCACCUGUGUGUCACCAGCCUCCUGAUCUGCCAGGGUCUGCUCUGGGUGGGCACCGACCAGGGUGUCAUCGUCCUGCUGCCUGUGCCUCGGCUGGAAGGCAUCCCUAAGAUCACAGGGAAAGGCAUGGUCUCGCUCAACGGUCACUGUGGGCCUGUGGCCUUCCUGGCUGUGGCCACCAGCAUCUUGGCCCCCGAUAUUCUGCGGAGCGACCAGGAGGAGGCCGAGGGGCCGCGGGCCGAGGAGGACAAGCCGGACGGGCAGGCUCACGAGCCAGCGCCUGUGCCUGCCAGCCACGUGGGCCGAGAGCUGACCCGCAAGAAGGGCGUCCUUCUGCAGUACCGCCUGCGCUCCACCGCCCACCUCCCGGGCCCCCUGCUCUCCGUGCGGGAGCCGGAGCCCACGGACGGCUCAGCCCUGGAGCACAGCGAGGAGGACGGCUCCAUCUACGAGAUGGCCGACGACCCCGACGUCUGGGUGCGCAGCCGGCCCUGUGCCCGCGACGCCCACCGCAAGGAGAUCUGCUCGGUGGCCAUCAUCUCGGGAGGACAGGGCUACCGCAACUUCGGCAGCGCCCCGGGCAGCAGCGGGAAGCCGGCCCCUUGCGGGGAGACGGACAGUGCCCUCCUCAUCUGGCAGGUGCCCUUGAUGCUAUAGCCCCUACCUAGGCCACACGGCAGCAGCCAUGCCAGCUCUCAGCCUGCUGUGGGCCCUUCCAGCGGUCCAGGGGCCCCAGGGAUCACUGGAUGGACUCGCCCUCCAGGGACCUGCACCGGGCCACGCGGACGGGCCUGGAUCUCCAGUACUACCGGAGCGAAGCAGAGGAAAACCUCUUCCUUUUUAAGAAAAAAAAAAUAUUUCAGAGUGUUUAGGAGAGUGGUUUGAGUUUGGGGAAAGGGAGGACACCUCUGGAGGAAAUGGCCUUCUUUUUUAAAAGCAAAAAACACAAAACCUCACAACUGCCUGGCAAGCUCAAUGCCUCUUGUCGGGGCCCAGUCGGGGCACAGGGGUGGCCGCCCGCCCCUCCUGGAAGGGCGUGUGCGUGUGAGUGUAUGAGAGCGUGUGGGCUGGUGUGUGAAUAUAUAUAAAUACGUAUAUAUGGUGUAUAUUAUAUGUGUAUAAAUGAAGUCUGUACAUAUUGGAGCUCUGGGAGAUGCUGGAAUAAAAAGCAAGAAUAACAUCA
Molecule: messenger RNA, 4727 nt
Organism: Vicugna pacos (alpaca)
Lineage: Eukaryota; Metazoa; Chordata; Mammalia; Artiodactyla; Camelidae
Source: RefSeq, a predicted model, not a curated record